AUGGAGUGCAGCCUCGCCUGGACCAUGCCGUGGGCGAUGUCCGACAUGCGGCCGCGCGUCGUGUCCGGCGCGUCCAGGGACGAGCAGGACGCCGAGGAGGACACGCUGAGCCGCGACGCGCCGCAGCACAGCGCGCGGCACCUGCCGUCCUUGUGCUUCGCCUUGGGCGCCGCGCUGGCAUCGGCCUGGUUCUUGCCGCCGCCAUUCUUCUGCCGCAGCUUGCUCCGGCCCGAGAAGAAUAACGUGCUGUUACCAAGUAGCGGGGGAACACGUCCAAUCUCGGUGCGCGCGGGCUACACCAUGCAGCUCGCCGGCUCCUUCCACCUCCUCGCCUGCUUCGUCCUGCCAUGCUUCCUCGCCGACGCCGCCUACAAGGUGUUCUGGUACUGCGCGCACCGGCCCUUCCCGGCGUGGUGGUCCGCCGCGGCGUGCGCGAUGGAGAUGGCGUCGUGGAUGUACCGCACGGCCAUGUUCUUCAUGGCGUGCGUGCUGUUCCGGAUCAUAUGCUACCUGCAGAUCCUGCGCAUGACGGGCUUCGCGCGGGACUUCGGCCAGUGCGCCGACGUGGUCGCCGUGCUGGGGCAGCACCGCCGCAUCCGUGACCAGCUCCGGCGGAUCAGCCACCGGUACCGCAAGUUCAUAAUGUACUGCCUCCUGCUCGUGACGGCCAGCCAGUUCACCGCGCUCCUCGGCGCCACGAGGCCCCACGCGCAGGUCAACAUCGCCACAGCCGGCGAGCUCGCGCUCUGCUCCCUGAGCCUCGUGGCCGGCCUGCUCAUCUGCCUGCACAGCGCCGCAAAGAUCACGCACAAGACGCAGGCCAUCACCAGCAUCGCCGCGGCGUGGCACGCAGACGCCACCAUCAACACCGUGGAGCGUGACCAGGAGAACCCCAGGACGCCGAGCAGGUCGUGCCUACAGCUGCAGCAGGUGCCCCCAUCCCCGGAGUCGGACCAGUCGGACGACGACGAGAUGUCCCCGAGCGAGGACAGCCUCGACACCUCCUCCAAGUUCACGUCCUUCCACGCCACUCACAUCUCAUACCAGAAGAGGCAGGCGCUAGUGACCUACCUGGAGAACAACCGCGCGGGCAUCACGGUGUUCGGCUUCGUCGUGGACCGGACGUGGCUCCACGCGCUCUUCAUGCUCGAGUUCUCGCUAGUCAUGUGGCUGCUGGGGAAGACCAUUGGUAUAUCUUAG
This is a messenger RNA of Triticum turgidum subsp. durum (durum wheat), 1200 nucleotides long. NCBI's taxonomy places the organism in Eukaryota, Viridiplantae, Streptophyta, Magnoliopsida, Poales, Poaceae. The record is from the annotation of a GenBank genome assembly.